Messenger RNA from Trichoderma virens Gv29-8, 255 nucleotides. RefSeq lists its product as uncharacterized. Bases 1 to 255 code for a protein of 84 amino acids. NCBI's taxonomy places the organism in Eukaryota, Fungi, Ascomycota, Sordariomycetes, Hypocreales, Hypocreaceae. The transcript is spliced from 2 exons. The record is from RefSeq and is a predicted model, not a curated record.
AUGGCGUUUGUAAACGUCUUCCACUCGCCAUUUGUUGUCCCAUCCCUGGCCAGGACCACCGCGAUACAUGCACGGCUGUGUCCAGCAGGCGCUGUACAAUUUUCUGACAGCGCACUACCUGCCGUCCUCUUCGGAAAACCGAGCACAUCGGAUACUCAAGACAACACUAUGGAAGCCCCCGUUGAUCUUGACUGGCUUUUGAAUAACCAGGAACUCGAUUAUGGGACUCCCGCGCCGCUGAUGCCUGGGAGUUAG